AUGACGGCGGUGCUGCUGAGCCUGGCGCUGGCUCUGCUCUGCCUGCUGCAGGCAGGGGCCGAGGUCCCUGUGCAGCCGGGCUUCAACAUCGAAAAGUUUGCAGGGAUGUGGCAUGUCGCAGCUGCCGUUUCCAACUGCUCUGUGUUCCUGAAGAUGAAGGACAGGAUGAAGUCGUCCAUCGCCACCAUCAGCUUCACGCCGGAGGGGGACCUGGCUAUGAAGCUUGUCUGGCCCCUGCUGGACAGAUGCCAAAAGUUUGAGCUGCUCUUCCAGCGAAGCGGGCAGGCAGGGCACUACAUGGCAGCACUAGAGAAGAGAGACCUGCGUGUGAUGGAGACGGACUACAGCUGCUACGCCAUCGUGCACGAGCUCCAGCAGAGUAGGCAGGAGCCCAGCACCGCACUGCAGCUCCUCACGAGGGAGCAGAACAUGAGCCCCCAGCUCCUGCAGAAGUUCAAAGAGCUCAUCCCCACCGUGGGCCUGACCAAGGACAUGCUGGCCAUCCUGCCCAAGUCAGGUGAGUGCCAGGAGGGCACGGGGUGA
This is a messenger RNA of Haliaeetus leucocephalus (bald eagle), 543 nucleotides long. RefSeq names its product lipocalin-15-like. Bases 1 to 543 code for a protein of 180 amino acids. Gene Ontology annotation, molecular function: small molecule binding. The record is from RefSeq and is a predicted model, not a curated record. The transcript has 5 exons. NCBI's taxonomy places the organism in Eukaryota, Metazoa, Chordata, Aves, Accipitriformes, Accipitridae.